AUGAAGUUAGAGCUGGAUAGCAAGAAGGCAGAAGUUGCUGAAUUGAAAGAAAGUCUCGACAGAGAAUUGAGAAACUUCCCUCGUGGUAUGGAACUUGCAAAGAUGGACAUCUACAAAAGUCUCGCUGACAGUGUGACUGGACUUUUUACGGCGCUGGGCAAUGUCGGGUCGGCAUUUGUGGCAGCCAAAAAUCCUGCCACCUAUGCCAAUGCCGCCAGCGAAGCUCUAGACACCGAUGACAAGGACGACGCCAAGGCCAAGAGGAGUGUCGGGGACGAAAUAGCCUAUGUUCAAGUUGGAUUGAUUAGAAUGGCCCUGGAACAACUUCAAGGUCUUUUGGAAGGCGAUGACAAAGAUGGUAUUCAAUGGAACUUGAUUACUGGAGUGGGAGAUAGUGAAAAGCAUGUAGAGAGAGACGGGAGAAAAUGGAAUUUGGUGAUGGUGAAAGGAAUGCUCAACUCGCACACCGAUCUCUUGAAAAAGUCAAGUGGUAAGAAUAAAUCCAAGACAGGAAGAAAUUGCUCAGUACUUGACGACCUCGAAAAGUUGGCCAAAAAUGCAAAGACGGUGGGCAAGGAUGGAAAAGAUUUGGUCGCUGUCCAGAAGAUUGAGGUCGCCCGGAAAGCAUCCAAACAAGCCUCUCGGCCCGCUAUGUCCCCAGUUCAGCUGGCUCUCGCAUCACCACCUGCCGUAGCCGGACAGAGUGUGAGUCAGCAUGUCGUGUCGGCUCAUCGCUUCUUAGUAGACACUGCGAGAGAGGGGCACACAACCGCCAGGAUCGCGCUCGAUCAAAUGAAGAAAGACCUUGCACAACUGCAAUCCAACGUCAGCGAGAUCACGGCCAAGGGACAAAAUCUUGCCGGAGCAAAAUUGACACUGGAAAAUAUUAAGGAAGUCUUGAAUGAUUGUAUAGAUUACGUCGUCACGUUGAAGGAUCACAUUACGCGCAUGCUGAUCUUUUUCCGCACGUUCAAAACCAGAGUGGACACGGUGAUGAUAUCCCAAAUUGAACCAUUCACAGGAAGAGUUAAGGAUGUCAUCAGUAACCAUAAAUUGAUGUUUGAUCUCAUUCUUCUGCAAACAAGCGCAAUUCAAAUAUGGGCUAGUUUCGAGCAAUUCAAAGAUAUUUCCAAAAUGUACAAGGACAUUUACAACCCUCAUCUGGUCGAUGGUCUUCAUCUCGUCGAUCUCAUGACCCGACUACCGAAAGGAUCGGAUUUUGCUAGUCAGUUGGGCAAGAUCGACGCAUGGAAGAAGGCUGUUCAAGGCCAAGUGGACCUAAUUGUUGAAAAGCAAAUAUUAGAUGUCAAGAGGAAGCUGAAUGAGGAGGAAAAAGAAUUGCUCGAGAGUCGAUUCAGGCUCCCGGACCCUCGCAAACAACAGCAGCUGGCAAUUCAACAGGGAGGCGACGAAGCCAGAAAAGAAAUCAAUUCUAGGAUCGAGGAGGUCAACCCAGAGCUCAAAUACAUGGGCAAAACUGACCAGGAUCAACGUAUUGAGGAGCUGAAGAGGGAUAUCGCGCAGCUUAAAUCACCCAGCGAAUAUGUCGCGUCCAUGCGCCGUCCAAAGAGAAAUUGAGGAGCAGAAGACCUUGACCUUGUUAGAAUUCUGCUGGUAGAGAUAAUGCCAAUUUUGGUGAUGGAAAUAAAGAUUUUCACAUUCGAUCUGCUUAUAUACCGUAAUGUUACCCGAAGUACGCUGGAAAAUGAGUUCUUUCUUAACACUUUCUU
Molecule: messenger RNA, 1730 nt
Organism: Botrytis byssoidea
Lineage: Eukaryota; Fungi; Ascomycota; Leotiomycetes; Helotiales; Sclerotiniaceae
Exons: 9
Coding region: 1-1578 (525 amino acids)
Source: RefSeq, a predicted model, not a curated record